AUGCCAAAUCAAGUCUUGAUUGCGGCCACUAAAGAACCAACACCAAAGAAGUCUCAUGCCGAUCAUUCCAUUACUUUUGAUGAUUCUGACUUAGAGGGAUUAAAUACCCCUCAUCAAGACCCACUCGUAAUAAGUGCAAGGAUCGGCGACCCAUGCUACAAAGUCAAAAGGAUCUUGAUUGACAACGGAAGUUCUGUAUAUGUUCUAUUCUACUCCAUAUUUCUCAACAUGGGCCUCACUCGAAAGAAGCUCCAACCCGCUGUAGGUCCACUAUAUGGAUUUGAUAAUCGGCCUAUACGAGUAGAAGGUAAGAUAAACCUUCCCGUUGUGCUGGGAGAAUUCCCCCAACAAGCCACACACUCCAUCCAGUUUAUUGUCGUGAAGUCAGAAUCAGCAUACAAUGCUAUCUUUAGAAGGCCAUUACAGUCAAUCUUCAGCAUCGUUGCUUCGAUCCCACAUUUCAAGCUAAAAUUUCUCACCCAAUCAGGAACUGGCAUAUGGGGGAUUGACAUAUUAGGACCCUUUCCUAUAGCCACGGGAAAGCGAAAGUUCAUCAUCUUGGCUGUGGACUAUUUCACAAAGUGGGUAGAAGCAGAACCUCUAGUGAAGAUCACUGAAGCAAAUUCCAAACAAUUCCUAUGGAAGAAUAUAAUAUGUCGCUUUGGCAAUCCAGCGAAAGUUGUCACCGAUAAUGGAACACAGUUCACCGGAAGGGUCUUUACCAUAUUUUGUAAAGAUCUCCACAUUCAACUAGUGCACACGGCCGUAGCCCAUCCUCAGACUAAUGGACAAACAGAGGUCACUAAUCAAACCAUUCUGAGAGGAUUGAAGACACGGCUGGAUAAGGCUGGGGGGCAAUGGGCUGACGAACUCCCAAAUGUCCUUUGGGCCUAUUGUACUACGGCAAGGACUCCAACAGGAGAAACACCAUAUAACCUCUGCUUUGGCAUGGAGGCUAUCAUUUUCGUCGACAUUGGAGUCCCAAGUCAUAGAGUCCAAACUUUUGACUUCAACGCCAAUGAUGGAAAGCUCAGACAUAACCUAGACCUCCAUCCAUAA
Dendrobium catenatum is the source of this 1059-nucleotide messenger RNA. RefSeq lists its product as uncharacterized. The record is from RefSeq and is a predicted model, not a curated record. Gene Ontology annotation, molecular function: nucleic acid binding. NCBI's taxonomy places the organism in Eukaryota, Viridiplantae, Streptophyta, Magnoliopsida, Asparagales, Orchidaceae. Gene Ontology annotation, biological process: DNA integration. The transcript has 2 exons. Bases 1 to 1059 code for a protein of 352 amino acids.